Messenger RNA from Paramuricea clavata, 933 nucleotides. Lineage: Eukaryota; Metazoa; Cnidaria; Anthozoa; Malacalcyonacea; Plexauridae. The record is from the annotation of a GenBank genome assembly.
AUGGAUAAUCACGAACGAAGAGUACUUGAUUAUGUAAGAGAAAAGGAUUUUUGGCUAAAAGGCGGUUUUGAUACGGUACGCGACUUCAUCGCCAUAGAUGAUGAAACUGACGAGGAAGACACAGUAGAAAGUGACAACCCAGCCACGCCCAAGAGGGUAUGGAAAAAAAAUCCCACACAUGCUUCGGUCGGUAUUGAUGGCGAAAGCGGGAAAGAAUUUUAUCGUAUACCCGUGGAAUGGGUUUCAAGAUUGUAUGUUAAUGAUGACGGAUUUUUUGUCCUAAAACCGUAUGAGUUUUGCUGUCGUGAAGUUCUAGUACGUUCAUCUACCCAAUUGGUUCGUUGUCAAUCCCUAACGAUAUCUCAAAAGUAUUAUUGUGAUGAACAUUUUUUCCACGUCGGUUCGGGGAAAUGUAUCGAGAAUUCAAACGCAGAAACCCAAGUGUUUGCCGCUACACAUCUGUAUGUGGGUUUAAAAAGCAUUAUGCGCAUGUUUGAAACAGGACUGUAUUGUAAUACUGGCGAAAUGCUAUGUGCGUUGGAAAAACAAGACGACCGGCUGAGUUACUAUGUUAAAGAAGUGAAAUAUAGUGAAAAGACAGUCACCGUAAUAUAUACUAAAAUAAUGAAGAAGGGUACGUUUAUUCGUAAUUAUCUUGCGCAUAUAUUAGUAUGUAAAAAAUGUAAUAGGUAUCUUGCAGAUUUUCUAACGCUAUUAGAUCAAGCUGUUGAAGAUCACCCAUGUCCCGAAUAUAAGGAGUUAACGUGUGACGGGUAUAAUCAUCUUGGAUUACCCAUUUAUUCGCAUAUAUUAGAUGCGGAUUUUGAUAAUUUAAACGCCAAAGCUUAUUACGGUGUCAUUGAUGGCGAGUUAGAAGAACCGUGUGCUUAUGUCGACUUUUUUAUGAAUACUUAUGUAAAAAAAUAUGUAUGA